UGUGCCCAUAUCCAAUAUGGCCGCCUUCGGGAGAACGUCGCCGUGCGUCGGGAUCACAUGGCUUGGGAUCAUUGUUGUCAUGGCAUCGCUCACAGCAGGAUGAUGGCGGUGGAAGUUUAGCUUGUAUGAUCGGGCCUUGGAGACGGUGGGCUGUUCACUAGAAUCAUCCGUGUACUGGAGGAUGCUUCAGCCUGGGAACUACAGCCUGGUGCUUUCCCUGCAGUCCCUGCUGCUGAUAUAUGACUUAUUUGUCAAUUCAUUCUCUGAGUUGCUGCGUUCAGCUCCAGUUAUCCAGCUUGUGCUCUUCAUAUUACAGGAUGUGGGCAUCCUGUUCGCAGCCAUCGUCUUGUUUCUCAUGCUGUUUAACACCUUCGUCUUCCAAGCUGGUCUCCUGGGCCUCCUGUGCCAGCGGUUUCAGGUCACCGUCAUCCUGUGCGCUCUGCAUUUAGGUCUCAGCGUGGCAUUACACGUAUGGCUCAUGAACUUACGGUGGAACACAGGAAAUACCUUCAUUUGGUCUGAUGGGCUCCAGGCAUUGUUUGUUCUGCAGAGAGUUGUGGCUGUGUUUUAUUUCUACUUCUACAAGAGAACAUCUCUGAAUCUGGGAGAUUCUCGCUUCUAUCACGACUCUCUCUGGCUUCGCAAUGAAUUUGCAAGAGUGCAAGGUUGAACCGGUCCUCAAGAGAACAAUCUUCUGCCUUGUGUGUUGAUAGCUGAAGUCUUGAUGAGUACUUCAUUCAUCGCAGACGUAGAAGACGGCACAACCCUUAUUUUGUGGAAAAUGCAUUUGUCUUGAAACCCCCAAUGACAGACCGAAUCGAAUUAUGAAUUUUUUAUACACACACAUAGGGGGGUUAUUUACAAAAGGCAAAUCUACUUUGCACUACAAGUGGCACUUGG
This is a messenger RNA of Rana temporaria (common frog), 900 nucleotides long. RefSeq names its product transmembrane protein 138 (gene TMEM138). Bases 182 to 670 code for a protein of 162 amino acids. NCBI's taxonomy places the organism in Eukaryota, Metazoa, Chordata, Amphibia, Anura, Ranidae. Gene Ontology annotation, cellular component: cilium. The record is from RefSeq and is a predicted model, not a curated record. The transcript is spliced from 5 exons.